AUGUCAUCAGCGCUGAGAAAUUUAUUUGCAACAUUUUUGGUUCAUUGUAAUCCAACGGACAUUAGGAAGCUCUGGAAAAUCUAUUACGAAGAUAUGUCAGAAGAUUUUAGAAAAAUACAUGAUAAUUCUCCUGUUGCUCAACUCCAAUGCAUGUUGAAGAGCAUCAAUUAUUUCUUAGAGAGCAUGGGCAAGAAAAUUGACAAGUAUGAAUUACCUAAACUUGAUCAUGGGAGGGAUAAUGAGAGAGUCGACUCUAAUAGAGCGGGAUUGUUCUUUGUGGAUGGACCUGGAGGAACUGGAAAAACAUUCCUAUAUCGUGCAUUGCUUGCAAAUCUCAUAUCAAGAGGCAUGAUAGCUUUAGCAACGACAACAAGUGGUGUAGCAGCUGCAAUUUUAUCCGGAGGUCGUACAACUCACUCUAGAUUCGACAUCCCUCUUCAGACAACUGAUACAACGAUCACAGAUAUGUCAAAACAGAAUGGUGGUGCUACAUUGAUAAGAAAAUCAAAGCUAAUAAUUUGGGAUGAAGCACAUAUGGCCAAUCAUCAGACGAUUGAAACUGUUGAUAGGAGCUUUAGAGAUAUAAUGGAUAUUAAUGAACCCUUUGGUGGAAAAGUGAUGGUCUUCGGAGGUGAUUUUCGUCAAGUUCUACAAGUAGUUCCAAAAUUUACCAGAGCUGAAACAAUAAAUACAAGCUUGGUAAAAUCAUAUUUGUGGAAUAAAAUGAAAAAGGUUCAAUUAAUAAGAAAUAUGAGGGCAAGAGCAGAUCCAACAUUCAGCGAUUUCUUACUACGGAUCGGUAAUAGAGAGGAACCUACAAUAAGAGAUGACAUGGUCCUUCUUCCAGAAAAAUUGAUCGUCAAACAUGAUGGUGAUAGUACUGGUGAAGAUAAUUUAAUAAGAGAAAUAUUUCCUUUUCUAGAUGAAAUGUCAAGUUGUGCAAAAUACAUUACAGAAAGUGUUAUCUUGGCUAGUAGAAAUGAGUAUGUUGAUCAACUAAAUGAGAUGUUAAUUGCUAAAUUUCCUGGUGAAAGCAGAACUUUUUGA
This is a messenger RNA of Nicotiana tabacum (common tobacco), 1047 nucleotides long. The record is from RefSeq and is a predicted model, not a curated record. Lineage: Eukaryota; Viridiplantae; Streptophyta; Magnoliopsida; Solanales; Solanaceae.